Molecule: messenger RNA, 913 nt
Organism: Ectocarpus siliculosus
Lineage: Eukaryota; Phaeophyceae; Ectocarpales; Ectocarpaceae
Source: the annotation of a GenBank genome assembly
CAACAGCACGCACUGCAUGGGAGGGCACUGGGUGUGAGGACCAGGUUUCGUCUGCCUCUUUGUCUAGUAAAGAGAAAAGAGGGAGGCAACUAGGGUGACUUGUACGCCAACCCGACGCCUCACGACCCACGCACGCGGUUGCAUGUAAGUCGCAACCAAGACACGCCACCCAUCCACCGAAGAAAGCAAAAAGAUGGCGACAGCCAUGAAAACCGCAGCAGGCACUACUGCAGCAGUGCUCCUCAGGGGUGCAGGGAGGCGACCACUCCUUCGCAUCGUCUCGACGGCGGCGGUGUUCACAUCAUCCCGGCUGCUACCGCCGCCGCCGCCUCGGCCGCCGCUGCAGGGGACGGAAACGGCAUCGGCACGGGGCCGCUUCAACCCCUCAGCCGUGGCGCGCGGUGGGGUGACCAAGGUUGUUGCGUCUGUGACCCUCAGUAGGUGCUCGACGACACGGCGACGCCUCAGCUCGGGAGGAUCGUCGGAGGGGGGGGACGGGGGAGAGCAGGCGGGGAGAGGAGCGGCCGCGGAGACGGGGACAGCGAUACCGUUAGGAUCGAAGCUGGCGUUCAAAGCAAUUGUAGACGGCAAGCCGAUGCCCCCCGACGAUUUCGAAGGCAAGGCGGUUCUCGUCGUCAAUACGGCCUCUCUCUGUGGGCUAACGCCGCAGUUGAAAGAGCUGGAGCUUGUGCACAAGCGUUUCCGCGGGGAGGGGCUCGUCGUGCUGGGGGUACCAUCCAACGACUUCGGUGCUCAAGAGCCGUGGGACGAGGAGAAGAUCAAGGACUUCUACGCGAAAGACUUUGGGGUCACUUUCCCACUCACGUCGAAGACUGUAGUGGUAGGACCAGAGGCUCACCCGCUCUACUCGGCGGUCAUCGCUGAGUUUGGCCAAGAUGUUGGACCGCAGUGA